UCGUAUAGUAGGCAGUCAAAGAAUAGGUAACCCGAACAUCAACACCCCAAAGCCCAAUAGCUCCACCAACCAACUAAAAGCUUCAUUCGGGCUCUUACCCUCAUUAGUUUCGUAGCUAUCCCGAUGUGGUAUAGGUAGUGACCGAGUGUACCGCACCAUCGUUGUGGACGAUCAAAGGGAUAUCGAUAUCCUUACACUACAGGGAGUGGAGGAACUAAGCAAACCGGAGCUCUUUGAACCGCAAGUCGUAUUUAAAGUCGAAGGGAACCGGAUUUAAACCUUUCCACAGCCCUACUCACGGUUGCGCAUAUUAUAUUACUUAUCUAGCCUAAAGGAAGUGACAUCAUGGCCGCGAAACAGACCGUACAAGUUGCACAUUUGGCAGCCCAGGUUGGGUAUGCCAUUUCGAACGACAAAUUGGAUCUGUCAAAGCCAACAUGGGUGCUUAUAAACUCUUUGUGCACUUCGGUCGAGUUCUAUCGUCCCUUGUUCGAAAGCAAAACAUUGGCAAAUGUUGUGAACUUGGUGGCCAUCGAGCCGCUUGGGCAUGGCGCAACAACAUGCGCGACGGAACACUUUAAUUACUGGGACACUGCCCUCGCCGCGUUGCAGGCUCUUGAAGCUUUGGGUGUGAAGAAAGCCUAUGCCCUUGGAACCAGCCAGGGUGGUUGGAUUGUUGUGAAGAUGGCAUUACUGGCGCCGGAGAAGAUCCUGGGUCUCAUUCCUCUUGGCACUUCGAUGGACGCUGAAACUAGCGAGACCCGCGAGAAGGGCUGUUGGGAUCCAGUCUCAUUCCUACAGCCGAUCCUUGAGUCGUGGCGUAACCCUAACCCAGACUUCAUUGUCGGUGAUGAAUGGAUCCAAGCUGUGAUGGGACAAGGCUUCGGAUCCGCGGCCACCCCUCAACUCCUCGAAUUUUGGAGCGGAGCCCUUCGUCGCAUCUACUCGGGGAAUGACGGACGCCAGAGACUACGUAUGGCUGUUAUCUGCCUGGCGUCUAGAGACAGUCUGCUACUUAGAAUAGACGAUAUCAAGUGCCCCGUUCAUUGGCUACACGGAUCGGCCGACACGGUCUACACGACUGCCGUGGCGGAGGAGCAUUCCAAACUAUUCACUGGUUCGAGCGACGUCCAGUUUGAUAUAAUAGAGGGCGGCUCUCACUUCUUAAGUGCGACAAAUCCUAAGGAGGUCGAGGAAGCCAUUCUGGCCAUGACUUCGAAAGCCUAGGUUAACUGCCCAGGUUACUGGAAAAUGCGAGCUUGAUGUAUACUAAGACUUUCAUUUAUAAUCGAGUCAGUUGGUCUAGAAAGGUAUUGCUGUGACAGGUAGGUACGG
Molecule: messenger RNA, 1335 nt
Organism: Daldinia caldariorum
Lineage: Eukaryota; Fungi; Ascomycota; Sordariomycetes; Xylariales; Hypoxylaceae
Product: putative alpha/beta hydrolase
Exons: 5
Coding region: 346-1227 (293 amino acids)
Molecular function (GO): catalytic activity
Source: RefSeq, a predicted model, not a curated record